Suillus discolor is the source of this 2090-nucleotide messenger RNA. Its product is annotated as MBOAT, membrane-bound O-acyltransferase family-domain-containing protein. The record is from RefSeq and is a predicted model, not a curated record. Gene Ontology annotation, biological process: ergosterol metabolic process. Lineage: Eukaryota; Fungi; Basidiomycota; Agaricomycetes; Boletales; Suillaceae. Gene Ontology annotation, cellular component: endoplasmic reticulum membrane. The coding region runs from base 134 to 1936 and encodes 600 amino acids. Gene Ontology annotation, molecular function: ergosterol O-acyltransferase activity. The transcript has 10 exons.
GCCUACCACCAACGUUGUCGCUCGUCCCCAGACGCUACGGCGCAGCAAUACCACACAGCUUCUAUUGAUAUCUUGUAAAACACUGAGGCAUAUUUGAGGCAGCGUUUCUUAAUUCCUUGCUAGCAGAGUUCAAAUGCUCUCCGCUCCAUCCCUCAACCAAGAAAAUUCGUCUGGCACGACAAAAUAUAAGACAUCACCGUCGGUAUGCCAUGGGACGCAGGACACCGGGCCCAUAGUAAUGACUACCCGGACGGAAGAUGGUGGAUUUUCUACAACAGAAGGCACACUCCACGUUUCGAAGCCAUUCCGGUCAAGAUCGACGAAGAAGCUUCGCGCAAUGAUUACAUUUGAACCCAGGAAGACGCACUUUGAUACUACUAAUGAAACUUCUGGCACCAAUGAGUUCAGAGGUUUCUUCACGCUUUUCUGGAUGUCAUUGUUUCUGUUCACACUACAGACUUAUGUCAGUAGCGUUGAAGCUAAUGGUUAUGCUCUGUCGUUCGCUUUCGCGACAAUGUUUUCGCGGCACGCAGUCACGUUAGCACUCAGUGACUUGCUCCUGGUUUCCACCACGAUUUUAUGUGUCCCGUUUGCCAAGGCCAUUAGCAAGGGCUGGAUCAACUACUAUUGGACAGGCGCCAUUCUACAACACGCAUUCCAGACAUGUGUGCUGCUUAUCACAGUCACGUGGACAUUUCAUAGACAAUGGCCCUGGGUCCAAUCCGGCUUCCUCACUCUCCACUCACUUGUCAUGAUCAUGAAGAUGUACUCUUACAUUUCCGUGAAUGGCUACCUCCAAUCGAUUUCUAGACGCUCGAUUGGUGUUCUUGCAGAGCUCAAUGGUGCUACAGUCCGCGUUGGAGGUCUGGAACAGGCGUUGCGUGACGCAAUGUCGAAGAGGGCACAGGCACAGGCGGCUUCCCAAUCAGCCGAGACUCCGGUUACCGAUGUCACAUCAACGCCGAUGGAAAUGUCCACCCCCGACACCGAGGGAGUAUUGAUGAAGUCGUACACGGAUGCGAAGACUGCUGCUGCAUUGAGGCAACGGCUUGCUGCCGUCUCUAGCAGUUUGGAUGAGAAUACAAAGUCAGAACGGGGUGCAGUCAAUGGAAAUGGGCGCGGAACUGAUGGAGUUGAGAUUGCGAGUGUUCUUUCGUACCAUCCGGAUGAGCACGUCGCAGGUCUAGCAAAGGAAUUCCUGGACUUGGACUCGGAGCUAGUGAGUACGGGCCCGGAACAAGUGCGUUGGCCCGAUAACGUCACGUACCGGAAUUUUGCGGUCUAUCAAUUGAUCCCAACCUUGGUAUACGAGCUCGAAUACCCAAGAACCGACCGAAUACGGCCGGUGUACAUUUUUGAAAAGACAGUUGCGUUCAUGGGUUCAUUUGCGCUGCUAUAUACAGUCGCGGAAUGUUUCAUCAUACCGCUUACCCCUACGCCGGAUCAAUCGUUUUUCCGCUCACUCCUUGACCUUGCAUUGCCAUUCAUGAUUGCCUUUCUGCUUCUGUUUUAUAUCAUAUUUGAAUGUAUAUGUAAUGCGUUCGCUGAGCUGUCCUACUUUGCCGAUCGCCUGUUCUAUGAGGACUGGUGGAACUCUACUUCUUGGGAGGAAUUCUCACGUAAAUGGAACAAACCGGUGCAUAGUUUUCUUCUUCGGCAUGUGUAUGCUUCAACACGCGCCUCGUAUGGCCUAUCGCGCACCACAGCGAUGUUUGUCACAUUUUUUCUCAGCGCCAUGGCGCAUGAGCUGGUUAUGGCGAUUGUGACGAAAAAGAUUCGCAUGUACCUAUUCCUGAUGCAACUCGUCCAGAUCCCAUUGAUCUUGGUGAGCAGGGCACCAGUGAUCCAGCGCAACAAGCUCAUGGGGAACGUGGUGUUUUGGGUGGGACUCUAUGCUGGCUUCCCACUGCUGUGCGUUGCGUAUGUUGCAUAUUAAGGAUGCGACGGUGGAGAAGGAGAACGAUCCAUACACGAACAGAAGAACAGACAUCUGGAGUUAUCAAGGCGGAUUUCUUCGCUACCGUAAAUUACUAUGCAUGUGUAAUUUAAUAUCGAGUAUGCAAUGCAUUCUGAACUCUGAUAACAUUCAA